Pseudopodoces humilis (Tibetan ground-tit) is the source of this 3444-nucleotide messenger RNA. RefSeq names its product TATA-box binding protein associated factor 3 (gene TAF3). Lineage: Eukaryota; Metazoa; Chordata; Aves; Passeriformes; Paridae. Gene Ontology annotation, cellular component: transcription factor TFIID complex. Gene Ontology annotation, molecular function: protein heterodimerization activity; transcription factor binding; p53 binding. The record is from RefSeq and is a predicted model, not a curated record. Gene Ontology annotation, biological process: positive regulation of transcription by RNA polymerase II.
CCAAGAUGGCGGCAGCGAUGGCGGCGGUGGCGGGCGGUGCGUGAGAGCUCCCGCGGCCCCCCGGCCCCGGCGGGAUGUGCGAGACCUACUCCCGCUGGCUGCUGCGGGUGUCGGUGGCGCAGAUCUGCCAGGCCCUGGGCUGGGACUCGGUGCAGGUAUCGGCCUGCGACCUCCUCACCGACGUGCUGCAGCGGUACCUGCAGGGGCUGGGCCGGGGCUGCCACCGCUACUGCGAGCUCUAUGGCCGCACAGAUCCAAUUUUGGAUGACGUAGGCGAUGCCUUCAAGCUUAUGGGGGUUAACCUGCAUGAGCUGGAAGAUUACAUACACAAUAUUGAACCUGUCACUUUUGCACAUCAAAUCCCUUCGUUCCCUGUCAGCAAGAACAAUGUCCUCCAGUUCCCCCAGCUGGGAAGUAAGGAUGCAGAAGAGAGGAAGGAGUACAUCCCUGAUUACCUGCCACCUAUUGUCUCCUCUCAAGAAGAAGAGGAAGAGGAGCAGGUUCCUACCGAUGGAGGUACAUCUGCAGAGGCCAUGCAGGUCCCACUGGAAGAAGAAGGAGAUAUGGAAGAGGAUGAGACAAUUAAUGAUGAGAACUACUUAAGCAAGAGACCAUUAGAAAGUCCUGAUGCUGAGGAAUUCCCACCUGUGAAAAGGCCAAAACUGUCUGUUUCCAAAGGGGACCCCUUGGACGGAACUGUGGAACCACGUGAGCCUCUUAGCUCAAUAAAUACACAAAAAGUACCACCAAUGCUUUCUCCAGUUCACGUUCAGGACAGUACAGACUUAGCCCCCCCUUCGCCAGAACCACCUAUGUUGGCUCCCAUUGCAAAAUCCCAAGUGCCGACCCCCAAAACUUCAGAGGCAAAGCCGUUUGUACCCAAAACAAAGUCCAAAACAAGUUCUCCAGGACAAAAGACAAAAUCGCCGAAAACUACACCCUCACCAGUGGUAGCUGGGAGUCCCAUUCGUUCACCAAAAACUGGAUCCAAAGAGAAAAAAUCACCAGGUCGCGCCAAGAGCCCAAAAAGUCCCAAAAGUCCAAAGGUUCCUGCUCAUGUUCCGCAACCACCUGUGAAGCCUGAAACACCAAGUAAAACCCCUCUGGCUGCAUUGAGUGAGAAGAUAGGAAAGGAAAAUAUUCAAGUGAAACAGGGACAGACACCACCUGAGCCUGCCCCCAAGCCAAAUAUGGACAACCAGGUGAAGAAAGUCCCCGUCAUGGACAAAACUAUUGAUGAUUCGAUCGAUGCUGUGAUUGCUCGUGCGUGUGCAGAACGGGAACCGGAUCCCUUCGAGUUUUCCUCCGGGUCUGAAUCAGAAGGGGAAAUUUUUACCAGUCCUAAAAGACUUUCUAUAUCUGAGUCUACAACUCCUAAACCUUCUGUUCCUGCCAAUAAUGCAAAUAAGGCAGGAGGAACUCCAAUACCUGCCUCAGGUGGGACUUCAAGUUCAGACAUUUCAUGGACAAUGGAUGACUCCAUUGAUGAGGUCAUUCGGAAGGCAAACAUGGGGACACCUUCUAAUCCACCUACCAACUUCACUUAUUUUUCCUCUCCUUCUGCUUCACCUCCAACUCCAGAGCCUCUUCUCAAAGUCUAUGAGGAGAAAACCAAGUUGGCUUCAUCAACAGAAGUGAAAAAGAAAUUGAAAAAAGAGCUGAAAACUAAAAUGAAGAAGAAAGAAAAACAAAAAGAAAAAGAUAAAGAGAAGAACAAGGAGAAAAAUAAGGAGAAGGAAAAGAACAAGGAGAAAGAUAAAGACAGGGAAGGAAACAAGGAAGCAAAGUUUCAGUGGAAGGAACUACUCAAAGAGGAUGAUCCUGAUCUGUAUAAAUUCAAACUAAAGGACUUUGAGGAUGCUGACACAAAAGUAAAGUUGAAAGAUGGCAAUACCAAAAAAGAGAGAGAAAAACAUAAAGAUAAAAAGAAAGAGAAAGAGAAAGGCAAAAAGGACAAGGAUAAAAAAGACAAAGAGAAACUCAAAGAUAAGAGUAAGGAAGAUAAGAUAAAGGUGCCAUCAGCACCUCUUGUGUUACCUCCCAAAGAAAUGUCUAUGCCCUUGUUCAGCACACCAUGUGCCAUGAGGCUUCCCAGCAUGUUACCUUCCUUGUCUCCCAUGCUACCUGAGAAACUAUUUGAGGACAAGGAGAAACCAAAAGAGAAGAAGAAGGACAAAAAAGAGAAGAAGAAAAAGAAAGAAAGGGAGAAGGACAAAGAAAAGGAAAAGAAGGAGAAGGAAAAGGAGAGGAAAGAAAGAGAAAAGAAGGAGAAAGAAAAGGAGAAACACAAACAUGAAAAGAUAAAGGUGGAACCAGUUGUUCCAGCUCCAUCACCGGUUAUUCCUCGGCUGACUUUAAGAGUGGGCGCAGGCCAAGACAAGAUAGUCAUCAGCAAAGUGGUGUCAGCUCCAGAGGGCAAACCUUCCGCUCCCGCGGUGCGGCCCAAAACACCUCCGCCUGUGCCGUCACCGGUGCCAGCUCCCGUUCACGUCACCCCUCCUCCGGCUCCAGCUCCUCCUCCUCCACAGGCUACCAUCUCACCAGUCCUGAUCCCACCACCCUCUCCAGCUGUGUCAGCAGCUGGAGGCUCCAAAGCUCCCGUUCGGAGCGUGGUGACCGAGACCGUCAGUACUUACGUGAUCCGAGACGAGUGGGGUAACCAGAUCUGGAUCUGUCCUGGCUGUAACAAGCCAGAUGAUGGCAGUCCAAUGAUAGGUUGUGAUGACUGCGAUGAUUGGUAUCACUGGCCUUGUGUUGGGCUUACGGCUGCACCCCCAGAAGAGAUGCAGUGGUUCUGCUCCAAGUGUGCCAACAAAAGGAAGGAUAAAAAACACAAGAAGAGGAAGCACAGGGCGCACUGAAGGCUUGGCAGGGGACUGAAGUUGUGCGGUCACCGCGGCACCUCCCGCCCCGACUCGGCUGCAGGAGGGAUCCACCCUGCCCGCGUCCCCCCGCGGCUGCCAGGGUUGUGUCUCUGCAGUGAAUCAGGGGCGAGGAGAUGCCCUUGGUCAGGGGCUGUUGGGUUUCACAGACCGUCCGAGCCCGGGGCAUUGGAUUUUGGUACAUUCUGAUGCCAUUUCUUUCCUCUGCCAAGGGGAAUUUGCACAGAGCGCUGUGAAGACUUCGGUGGUUCCUGGGACCGCUCCCGCUCCUGUGGCUCGGCAGCAACAUGGAUGAAUGUUGUAAAUACAGAUAUCUGUCCUCUUCUUUCUCGAUUUCUUAUUAAUCCCUCUUGAACCUUUGCAGUAAGGUGCUGAGAGGAGGAGAAAAUGUAAAUUGCAGUAAGUUGUAAACUGAGACAACCUUCUGGAAUGAUUUCUGUAGUUUGGAUACAGUUCAGCCUCGACUCUUGCUGAGCCAGAUAAUCAUAAUGUGGAAAUAAAAAGUGGCUGGUAAAUAUUUUUGUGAUGAGAAUAUAUGAAGCUUUUUUCCUUGAUUUUUAGU